AUGGACGACAGUUCGACGAGCAAGGGAAAACGCAGAUACUAUAUACAAGAGUGUGACAUUUACACUUAUUGUAUCUUUUCUCACAAAGUUGCACGUUAUCGCACAAAGAGGGCAGCCAUCAUUCUGACCGUGCUCGUUUGGAUGCUGAGCUUGUUUGUGUCUCUGCCAGAUUUUAUCUUCAUACAGGAAACAAAAGAGUCCCAGAAGUUUGGAUGUGACUAUCCCGAGGAGAGAAAAAUCUGGGAGCGUUACAACCUGUUCACCACAAAUGUGCUGGGUCUUGUGAUUCCCGUGCUGGUGGUAGGUUGCUACUCCAGGAUCAUCCCCAGGCUGGUAAACAUGAGGACCGCAAAGAAGCACCGCAUCGUCAAGCUGAUCAUCUGUAUAGUGGUUGUAUUUUUCUUGCUCUGGGCUCCAUAUAACAUUUCCCUUUUCCUGGAGUUUCUUCAGGAAAGAGAAAUAAUCCUCAAUGAUGAAACCUGGUACAAAAAUAUAAACCUGUCAAUAACAGUGACGGAGGCAUUAGCUUACACUCACUGCUGUCUGAACCCCAUCAUAUAUGCUUUUGUGGGAGAGAAGUUUAUGAGACGAGCCUUGCAGCUGCUGAAAAAGUUGAUGCCUGGUUACAGCAGAGAUCUGACAGACAGCUCAUUCAGGAGGAGCUCAGUUAUGUCCAGGGGCUCUGAAAUCACCUCCUCCUUUAAACUGUAG
This is a messenger RNA of Neolamprologus brichardi, 711 nucleotides long. The record is from RefSeq and is a predicted model, not a curated record. Lineage: Eukaryota; Metazoa; Chordata; Actinopteri; Cichliformes; Cichlidae.